This is a messenger RNA of Acromyrmex echinatior (Panamanian leafcutter ant), 4832 nucleotides long. RefSeq names its product potassium voltage-gated channel protein ether a go-go (gene eag). Gene Ontology annotation, molecular function: voltage-gated potassium channel activity. The record is from RefSeq and is a predicted model, not a curated record. Gene Ontology annotation, biological process: potassium ion transmembrane transport; regulation of membrane potential. Gene Ontology annotation, cellular component: voltage-gated potassium channel complex; plasma membrane. NCBI's taxonomy places the organism in Eukaryota, Metazoa, Arthropoda, Insecta, Hymenoptera, Formicidae.
UUUUCCCGAAUAAGUGCUAGCGCUAAAUAGUUGGCGCGCGUCGUACGAUCAAUCUAAUGAAUCGCAAUGGUGAAUUGUCGCGUUUGAGCGUUAUCGUAAACGAUUCCAAGUGCGUGAAGUGCAUCGUCAUUUUGUUAUGUGUUUAUCAAGAGAUAUAUCUGAGGUGAAUUACUGGUGAUAACGAGUGAAAAGAGAAAGAGCAGAAAAAAAAAUACGAAGGACUUUUGUCAUGUAUCGCAAGCGGCUUAUAAUCAUCUUAGCCAGCAUAAGCUGGCCGAGAUCCUGAUAGCCAUCGCAGCGACCAGGAUCCGGGAUCAUUCAACAAAGAAAGGAUGCCAGGGGGGCGUAGGGGCCUAGUAGCCCCCCAAAACACAUUCCUGGAGAAUAUCAUACGACGCAGUAGCAGUCAACCUGACAGCAGUUUUCUACUAGCAAACGCUCAGAUCGUCGACUUCCCAAUCGUCUAUUGCAACGAAAGCUUCGUCAAGAUCUCCGGCUACAAUCGUGCAGAGGUUAUGCAAAAGUCAUGUCGUUGUGGAUUCAUGUAUGGGGAGCUAACGGACAAGGAAACGAUUGCCAGAAUCGAGGAAUGCCUCGAGGGUCAGAUUCACGAUCAAUUCGAGAUCUUGCUGUACAAGAAGACCAGUAGCCCAAGAGAGACACCAUUAUGGACUUUUCGAGACAUUACCGCUUUGAAACAACCCAUCGAAACAGACGACAGCAAAGGCGGCCUCUCCAAGUUCGCCAAACUCGCCAGAUCAGUCACGAGAUCGAGAUCGGUUCUAGUUUCUCAGUUCAGCUCCCAUCUGCCGGCUUUGAAAGAUACAGCUGUACCGACUACCACCAAACAAUCGCAUCUGGGUCAUAUGAUGUCCCUAAGCGGCGAUGUUAUGCCACAAUACAGACAAGAAGCACCGAAAACCCCGCCACACAUUUUAUUACAUUAUUGUGCGUUUAAGGCAAUUUGGGACUGGAUUAUUUUGUGUUUGACUUUUUACACAGCCAUCAUGGUGCCGUAUAACGUCGCGUUUAAAAAUAAGACUAGCGAAGAUGUCUCCCUAUUAGUUGUAGACAGUAUCGUUGAUGUGAUAUUCUUCAUCGACAUUGUGCUAAAUUUUCACACAACAUUUGUUGGCGCUGGUGGAGAAGUCGUAUCUGAUCCGAAGGUAAUCAGGAUGAAUUAUCUGAAAUCUUGGUUCAUCAUAGAUCUAUUAAGCUGUCUACCGUACGAUGUAUUUAAUGCCUUCGACCAUGAUGAGGAUGGAAUAGGUAGCCUGUUUUCGGCUCUGAAAGUAGUACGGUUGCUGCGACUCGGUAGAGUUGUACGCAAGUUAGAUCGUUAUCUGGAGUACGGUGCCGCGAUGCUCAUUCUUCUACUCUGUUUCUACAUGUUGGUUGCUCACUGGCUGGCCUGUAUCUGGUAUUCGAUAGGGAGAUCGGAUGCUGACAAUGGGGUGCAAUACUCGUGGUUGUGGAAAUUGGCUAACGUUACCCAGUCACCAUAUAGUUACUUGUGGACCAAUGCCAGCACCGCACCCGAACUAGUAGCUGGCCCGUCACGCCGUACGAUGUAUGUCACUGCUCUUUACUUCACAAUGACUUGUAUGACCUCUGUGGGCUUUGGAAACGUUGCAGCCGAAACCGAUAAUGAGAAGAUUUUCACCAUCUGUAUGAUGAUCAUAGCUGCCUUAUUGUAUGCCACGAUCUUCGGUCAUGUCACCACUAUCAUCCAACAAAUGACGUCCGCUACCGCCAAGUAUCACGAUAUGUUGAACAACGUGAGAGAAUUUAUGAAGCUACAUGAAGUACCGAAAGCUCUUAGUGAGCGCGUCAUGGAUUACGUCGUUAGCACGUGGGCGAUGACCAAAGGCUUGGAUACGGAUAAAGUUCUUAACUACUGCCCUAAAGACAUGAAGGCCGACAUUUGCGUGCAUCUUAAUCGGAAGGUCUUCAACGAACAUCCCGCCUUCAGAUUAGCAUCUGAUGGAUGUCUGCGUGCCUUGGCGAUGCACUUCACGAUGUCACACAGCGCACCCGGCGAUCUGCUCUAUCAUACAGGAGAAUCCAUCGAUUCUCUGUGCUUUAUCGUGACUGGUAGCCUCGAAGUCAUACAGGAUGACGAAGUAGUGGCAAUACUAGGGAAAGGCGACGUUUUCGGCGACAGCUUUUGGACGAAUCCAACGAUCGGCCAGAGUGCAGCGAAUGUUAGGGCGCUUACUUAUUGCGAUUUGCAUACAAUCAAACGAGAUCGGCUCUUGGAGGUGUUGGACUUUUAUCAAGCUUUCGCAAAUUCCUUCGCCAGGAACCUGAUUCUAACUUACAACUUGAGUCAUCGGCUCAUCUUUCGGAAAGUCGCCGAUGUCCGUCGAGAAAAGGAGUUGGCCGAAAGGAGAAAAAAUGAGCCGCAAUUGGAUCAAGCUCAGGAUCAUCUGGUUCGCAAGAUCUUCUCGAGGUUCAAGAGUGAUGCGGAAAGCCAGAUCGGUGUGACCAGGACCGUGAGUGGACGGUCUCAUCAGGAUUCCGACGAGGAGCUCACUGUGAACGUCCUGCCACCCUGGCCGAGUUUUAGAUUUCGCCGCGAAAGACAACACACUGCCGAUGUAGAAAAGGGUGAUGGCAAAGAUGCCAAGGAUGGCGAAACGUCGCAAGCUAAGAAGCUGUCUACCACCGAAGAAGGUGGAACAACUGUUGCAAAAACGCGACCCGGCAAGUGGGGGCGUUUAUUAGGUAGUUCAAGUUUGGACACUGGUAGCGAAUCGGGUACGGCUGGCGAUACAUUCAAGCGAUCUCUUAGCGCAAGAGACUCGCGCCCGAGUUCCAGCGCCGGCACCAACAAAGUCUUCCCGAAGCUAGGCAAAUUGGGAGAGCGCACAAUCGAAGAGAGCGGCGAUAAUAUCGAAAAUCAGAAGGAUGCUCAACAACAACAAGCACCGCAACAACAAACCCUCAGCGUGGACUCAAAGCAGUUGCAGCUGCGACGUCUAGAAAGCUACGAUGGUGGUCUGAUUACACAGCAAUCGAGUCACGAAAGAGAGAUUCUUGCGGCGGUAUUGGAAGUGAAAGUGGAUUUAAAGUUAGAAGUACAAAGGGUAAAUCAGCGGCUAGCCAAAAUCGAAGACAUGCUGCAGGCACUGAUGAACAAAUUGCCAGCCGCCGGAUCGUCCAGUGGUAUUAAUGGCAGUUCUCAGCAACAGAAGAUUCCGAGCUUUACUCUGAGCGGUGUUCAGAGUCAGUCACCUGUCACUCCGAGCGCAAUAACAUUGGUUCAGUCCGCGACUCAGACUACGGAGUAUAGACCAUCGAUCGCUACCACGUCGACAUCCACGACACCGAGCGAGGGAUAUCGGGAGCAGUCGACGACGACGGAGCGAAUAUCAAAGAGCGGUCAGGAACACCACCAUCAUCAUCACCAUCACCAUCAAUCGUCGUCAUCGCGGGAUGUCAGCAAGGAACUGUUAGAGCGGCUUGCGCAGGCUUCCACGUCGCGCGGUGACGAUUCGAAUGCCCUGGGACCGCUUAUCCUGCGAAAACGCCGCAGUAAAUCGCGCAAUAAAGGUGCGGCACCGCUCGCUCCUCUUGCCACGCAGCCGAUGAGCCCAUCAGAAGCCACGGAGACUACCCAGAUGCUUGAGUGUACCGAUGAUCGGGAUUCAAGCAGUGGACCGACCGAUAGGACUGUCACAGACAGAACCGCCGAAAGACCCGACCGUAAAAGACCACCGCCCAGACCGAGGGAGUAUUUGUGAAAGUUCUUCUUGCGUCGAUUAUUUAUUUUCUUCCUCUCCUUGAGACAAUCUACCGCGACGCGGUCAAAAAACUUCAUUCAAUACGCUUGGUAGUUUAGCCUUUCGUAAGAACAUGAGUCCGCUGUACGAUAACGCGCUCACAGUUAUCUUAUUCUAAAACGUUCAUGUAUGUACAUCGAACAAUAGCCAUUGUUUCGUUUCUCUCUCGUUUGUAUAUUUGCAUGCAUGAACAAUGGCACGUAUCGUGGCUUAUCGUUUUCGUGCAACUGGAAGAUCUAGUUGUUCUGGAAGAUCUAUAGUUGUUGGCUUUAUGCGCGUGCUUGAACUUCUUCGAUUACAUUCGAGUAUUGAGUGUGAGUAAGUUUAUUCUGCUUCUUCUGAACAGCGGACAUCUGUUAACGAAUAUAACGAUAAUUAUGUUCAUAUAUCGACUCUGAUAAUAUAGACAUAAAAGAUAUUUAUAAAAAGAAGAGCUUCGUUAAUUGCUCUUCAAAAAUGAGUGGAGGGAAAGGUGAGGUGACUCAAGAUUUCACGAUGAAGCGCCUCGAGCUAAUGAAACGCCAGCGUAGUUCUACUUGGCCAAAAACGGCAUGAUUAUUGAGGAAACGAUGUAAAGAAAUGCAUCUUAAGUACGAAUUACUCGCUAGCGACGGCUUCUUCGAGACACAUCGAAACUCUCCGAGGGAGUGUAUCCAUCCCUGUAUACACAUACACAUAUACACACGUAGGUAGAUAUAGAUUCACAUGCAUCGUAUAGUGAAUUUCACAGUAGAGUUUCAUAGCGAUUACGCUACAUUUCUAAGCCUCUUUCCGGCCACAAGAACAGUCACAUCGACACCAAGCCAUCUCUCUUAAUAAGGCAGCAUGGCAUUUUGUAAUUAUUAAGCCAAGCAUGUGAUUCGUGAUAUAAUUUGUAAUGGUGGUGUAUAACCAGAUUGUCAAGGUUGUAUAGUCGGAACCGACCAAGUAUAUUAAUCUUCAAUAAAUAUCAUAAAGACAUAAAGUGGAUUUUAGGAUCGAGGACAUUGAGAAUAUGUUACAGAAAUAUAAAGUAAAAGCUAAUAUAGUACAAUAAAAUAAUUAAUC